This is a messenger RNA of Phaedon cochleariae (mustard beetle), 366 nucleotides long. The record is from the annotation of a GenBank genome assembly. Lineage: Eukaryota; Metazoa; Arthropoda; Insecta; Coleoptera; Chrysomelidae.
AUGUCAAAACCUACCUUGUAUCCCGUUCAAGGCAUAAAUCUGCAGAUCUGCUUCAUGAAAAAGUCUCUAUCAGACACGGACAGACCCACCUCCGAUUCGGAAGUGCCCGCCAUCUCCCACCUACUCGACACCGUCCCCCUAGCCCGUCGCCAUCUGUCCCGCUCGACGACAACUAAUAUAGAGGAUAUUCUUGAGAGUUGUCAUAUUUAUUGUAUCUGCUUCAUGAACGAGUCCCUAUCGGACACGGACAGUCCCACCUCCGAUUCGGAAGUGCCCGCCAUCUCCCCCCACCGACUUGACACCGUCACCCCCACCCCGUCGCCAUCUGUCCCGCUCGACGACAUCAAAUAUAAGGGAUAUUCUUGA